This is a messenger RNA of Racocetra fulgida, 546 nucleotides long. The record is from the annotation of a GenBank genome assembly. Lineage: Eukaryota; Fungi; Glomeromycota; Glomeromycetes; Diversisporales; Gigasporaceae.
AUGACACAUAAUUAUCAACAAACUCCUUUUGAUUCUUAUGAUGCUCAACAUUCUCCGAAACAAGAGCAAAGAUAUACUCUCCAGCAGGUGUCUGGAGAACAAUGUAAUUGUUGUGCAAGACCUUCUGACGAUUUUUCAUCAAAUCUUGUGCAAAUGAAUUCUUAUCAAUAUUCGCAAUCGAUUCAACAACGCUAUCCUUAUUCUAUUACUAAUCCUCAUCCAAUUUCACCAUUUGAUCGAAAACAAACUACUGGAACUACACUCCCAAGAUUAAAUGCGUCGGUUUUCACAAAUAUUGCUACUUCAAAACAUUUUCCUCAAAAGAAUAUUAAUAAUCAACCAUCUCAAAAUUUUCGCGCCCAAGUUCUCUCAGAAUUCAUACCUAUUCACAUACUGGCGAAAAGCCAUUUGUAUGUUCUGAACCAGGAUGUGGUAGAAAAUUCUCUGUACAAAGCAAUAUGCGUAGACAUCUUAGAGUUCAUAGAUUGGGAAGACCAGUUAAGAGAACUCGAUAUGAUGGUGAAGUUGAAGGUGUCAAAAUGUUGA